Messenger RNA from Peronospora matthiolae, 1254 nucleotides. The record is from the annotation of a GenBank genome assembly. NCBI's taxonomy places the organism in Eukaryota, Oomycota, Peronosporomycetes, Peronosporales, Peronosporaceae.
AUGGGAAAGCAUGACUUCUUGACACCCAAGGCCAUCGGCAUCCGCAUGAAGGCCAAAGGACUCCAGAAACUCCGGUGGUUCUGUCAAGUCUGUCAAAAACAGUGUCGAGACGAGAAUGGCUUCAAGUGCCACACAACAUCCGAAGCACAUCAACGUCAGAUGUUGAUCGUGGCCAACGACCCAGACAAGUUCAUGAGUGGCUACAGUGAACUCUUUGAAGACGCGUUUCUCGAGAACCUUCGCCGACGUCAUGGGACCAAGCGCAUGCGGGCUACGCACGUGUACAAUGAGUACAUUGCCGACAAACUGCACGUCCAUAUGAACGCGACCCAGUGGGAGACGCUCGGCAGCUUUGUGCAGUACUUGGGGCGCACGGGCAAGUGCGUUGUCGAUGAGACAGAGAAAGGGUGGCACAUCCAGUAUAUUGACAGGGACCCCAAGGCUAUAGCUCGACAGGAGGAGCUGGAGAAGAAGAAGAAGGCGGAUUUGGACCAUGAAGAGCGGAACCGACUGUUUAUUCAACGUCAGCUCAAGAUUGCGAGUGAAAAAGACGGCGUGGAGACGACACAGCGACCGACCAAGUUGCAGCGUGGAGAGAACGGAGAAACGAUCAAGAUCUCGUUGUUGGCUGCGAAGAAAGAGCGCGGGAUGAAGGAUAGUGGAGUGUCUGAUGCAGGGAAGGCUUUGGCGUUUGGUGGCAUUGCAAGUGUGAACGUGUUCGGUAAUGAGGAUGUACAAGAGGCUGAGAAGAGACGAGAGAAGCGGAAGAUGGAGGUGGUGGGUGAAAAGCGAUCUGGCAAACAGCACGCAGUGGACUCGAUCAUGGAGGAAGAAGAGCGACGAAGGAGAGGCAAAAGUCGGCGGCUGGAGGAGGAGUCGAAGCGCCAGCGGAAAGAAAACUGGGUAACUUCUGGCAUCGUGGUCAAGGUGACGAACACAAAGGUAGGUGACGGCCGGUAUCACAAGUGCAAAGGAGUUGUGAAGGAUGUGGAAGAUAAGUUUUGUGCGACUGUGGAGAUGCUGGAUUCCGGAGAUGUCCUGCGACUGGAUCAGGACGAUCUCGAGACGGUCAUCCCGAAACUCGGACGCAAAGUCAAGGUUGUCAACGGGCUCGGACGUGGAUGUACCGCAAAGUUACUCGCUAUUUCGGUCAAUGACUUUUGCGCUCGUAUUCGGAUCGAUUCGGGACCACAUCGGGGCGAGAUCUUAGAUCGAGUAGAGUACGAAGACAUUUGUAGGCUGGCGGAUGAAUAG